AUGUCGUUUUUUGAGCAGAAAAACGACGUGUCGUUUGGGCUCUAUCAGCCAAACGACAUGUCGUUUUUCAUUGACUGGGAGUUCUUUUUUGAGCAGCAAAACGACAGGUUGUUUUUGACCCUGCGACACGUCGUCCUCCACAAACGACAUGUCGUUUUUGGAAAACAACAUGUCGUUCAGGAAUUAAAAAAUGCACAUGGGGCUUUAAGCAUUCUAAGAACCUCUGCCAUGUUGACACUGAAUGGAACCAACCACAAACAGUGGGUAGAAUCUCUCAUGUUGAAUUUGACUCUUAUGAGAGUGGAUUUGGCCUUGAGAAUGGAUGCACCUCCUAAACCUGCUGAUGAUGCCACUGAAAAGGAUAAGAAAUCCUAUGAGGAUUGGGAGCAUUCCAAUCGCUGUUGUUUGAUGCUUAUGAGGUAUCACAUGGAUGAGUUCAUUCGUGAUAGUAUUCCUCAGAUUGAAAAUGCAAAGGAUUUUCUUGCUGCCAUUAAGGAAAAGUACAAAAAGUUCUCGAAGAAUGAGAAAAAUGAGUGCUUGACUUUGUUCCAUCGCACUAAUUAUGCUGAUACGGGUGAUAUUAGAGCCCACAUUGACAAGCUCAUGGGUUGUUACCAAAAGCGCAAGGGCAUGGGAUUGGAUCUUAGUGAGGAUUACAUGGUGUGGUUUGUGAUGGAAACCAUUCCUUCUCAAUUUGAUUCGAUCAGAUCAAGCUACAAUGCUCAAAAGGAGCAGUGGACCAUUGAGGAGAUGACUGCUAUUCUUGCCAAAGAAGAAGAGGACAUGAAAAAGGGGAGAGCAAGAAGUAUCUCCAUGGUGACCAAUCCAAACAAUUCUCACAAGAGAAAGUUCACUCCCAACAACUCUAGUGACCAAAGGUUUCAUAAGAAGAAAGCCACCAAUCCUAAGGGAAAUGGACAUGCUAGCUCUUAUUCAACUGGUCAUAAGAAUGAGUUUUUCAAAGGGAAGUGCAACUUUGGUCAAUGCUUCGGGCAUAAGAAAGCUGAUUGCCGAAAGCUUAAAGCUCACUUAGAGAAGAAAGGCAAUGACAAGUCGAAGAAGGCCGAGUAGGUUGGAGGAGUAUGUAUACAUGGGAGACGAUACUAAAGUCAGAGUUGAAUUUUUUGGGACUGUUAAUCUGCAGCUGAAUACUGGGCAUUUUUUGGAGUUGCAUGAUGUUGCUUAUUUACCCUCUAUUAGGAGGAAUUUGAUAUCUGUAUCUAUUUUGGAUAGACUAGGUUAUAGUCUUCAUUUUGGAACUGGAAAACUGACUUUGUAUCGUGACUCUAUGUUGAUUGGAAAUGGAACUUUGUGUGGAAACUUAUAUAAGCUUGAUUUACUUGAUGUUGUUCCUGUUACUUCUCCCUCUUGUUCUUCUUCUUCUUCUC
Molecule: messenger RNA, 1388 nt
Organism: Cannabis sativa
Lineage: Eukaryota; Viridiplantae; Streptophyta; Magnoliopsida; Rosales; Cannabaceae
Exons: 3
Coding region: 1-1071 (356 amino acids)
Source: RefSeq, a predicted model, not a curated record